GGGCGGGCGGCGGCGAAACUUGUCGGGAAGGCGCAAUAUCACGUAUGUGGAGAGAGUAAGGUAUAUGCGUACGAACGGGAAUGCAAGAAGGGGGAUGGGCUGACAAAUAUGGCCGAGGCGUGCACGUUGGCUUUUCACGCUCCCCAGCACUUUCCAGCCGUCUAUAAAAGCAACGCUUCAUCCGACUCCCUAUUAUCAAUCGAACAUCAAUCCGUCGAGCAACUUGCUUCAUCUUACACCUUUCUAAACAAGCCGCCCUUCUGAUAUCUCAACCACUCAACAUGACUGUCAACAGCGAUUCAAUCGCCGCGAUUCUCGUUACUGGAGCCAACCGAGGUAUAGGCCUGGGCCUCGUCAAAGCCUUUGCCGAGAGGCCAAAUACUAUCGUCUUCGCCACCGCCCGCAACCCCGCAAAGUCUGAGGAAUUGCAAGCCUACGUAAAGCAGCACACCAACGUCCACAUCCUCAAGCUCGAAGCUACAUCUGACGAAGACCACAAGAAAGUUGCGGAGGAGAUCAAGAAGGUCGUGAACGGCUUGGACGUUGUUGUCAUCAACGCUGGCAUCUCUUCACCCAAGGAUGGCUACGGAUCAAAUGUUUCCAUCGAGGCGUUCCGUGAGACGCUCGAGGUAAACACUCUCGGCCCGUUGCGUGGAUGGCAGGCGUUCUCGUCUCUUCUGAAGGCGAAGCAAACUCGCAAAUUCUUCGUAAUCAGCAGUCUGUUGGGAUCCAUCACGGAGAUCCCUCAGGCCGCCGAGUUCCCUACCAUCGCAUACAAUACCUCAAAGUCGGCGGUCAACAGCCUGACCCGGAAGCUUGCGUACGAGAACAAGAAGGAUAACUUCAGCAUCCAACCCCUUCACCCAGGUUGGGUCGCCACCGAUAUGGGCAACACUGGAGCGGCAGCGGCAGGCCUCAAAGAGGCGCCCGUCAAGGUGCCCGAUAGUGUUAAAGGCCUAGUAGCCCUCAUCGACAAGGCAACACCGGAAAACACUGGCACGUUCUGGGGGUUCGAUGGCCAAGAAAUCGCUUGGUAGAGACGGGAUUAGAAGUAGCAUCUAGCAUCUACCGGUAGGGACUCUCUUCGCCUAUAGCAAAUUGCAGGACUGGAAUUGCACUUUUGUAAAUACAUGAAAUAGCAUUCUUUUGGAAUCUUCACCACUGGACCGAACUGUAUGGUGUUUCCGCCUUCAUGGCUUUCUGUCCGCACAGACCGCACAGAAAAACAUGACCGCUCCACCAUAUGAACCGAAGUUGAAGGAGACCCAAAUUUGACGUUGAAACGCCGAAU
Molecule: messenger RNA, 1291 nt
Organism: Fimicolochytrium jonesii
Lineage: Eukaryota; Fungi; Chytridiomycota; Chytridiomycetes; Spizellomycetales; Powellomycetaceae
Exons: 2
Coding region: 282-1037 (251 amino acids)
Source: RefSeq, a predicted model, not a curated record